Arthroderma uncinatum is the source of this 2160-nucleotide messenger RNA. RefSeq lists its product as uncharacterized. The coding region runs from base 1 to 2160 and encodes 719 amino acids. Gene Ontology annotation, molecular function: ATP binding; protein serine/threonine kinase activity; protein binding. Gene Ontology annotation, cellular component: cytoplasm. Gene Ontology annotation, biological process: autophagy; peptidyl-serine phosphorylation. The transcript has 5 exons. The record is from RefSeq and is a predicted model, not a curated record. Lineage: Eukaryota; Fungi; Ascomycota; Eurotiomycetes; Onygenales; Arthrodermataceae.
AUGACAUCUGCCCUAAACUUUGUGGAAGAUUCCAAAUUGCAGUUUGAUAUCUGUGCUGGAUACACAUGCCACGUUCGCCAGAGAAGAGAAGAAAGGUGGAAGAACAUAAAGGAGAUCGGACAGGGGGCCUAUGGCAAGGUCUGGUUACAGGAAUGCAUGUCCAAUGAUAAGGACCGCAGGCUGCGGGCAGUGAAAUCGAUCCCAAAGUCAGCUCGGCCUUCUGAGGCGGUGGAUUAUACUCACGAACUGUUGGCUAUUGCAAAGUUCUCCCAGCCAAAGUACGAGGACUUCUUCCUUCGAUCGUUCGGGUGGUACGAAGACGCAAAAUGUGUCUUUAUCACAAUGGAAUACUUAGAACACGCCGACCUUAAUGGCCACUUGGGAGAGCCGUUGCCCGAGAAAGAAGCCCAACUGAUCACUGCUCAGCUUUUGCAAGGCCUUGAAUACAUGCACACCAAUAAAUUUACGCACCGGGAUUUGAAACCAGAGAAUAUAUUUGUGGUAUCGAAGGGCCCGAGGUGGUGGGUAAAGAUCGGUGACUUUGGCCUCAGCAAGCGAGUGGAAGAAUCGACAGCCCUAAAAACUCGCAUUGGCACGUUUCAUUACAUGGCACCUGAAAUGCGUAGGCAUUCUGGACGCCGGGUGGGCAACCCGGGCUAUACCUCAGCCGUUGAUAUGUGGUCGCUCGGUGUUACGGGCCUACUGGAGGCAGAACCUGAAAACCGUAUGACAGUGGGAGACGCUCUACAACAUGACUGGAUGAAAAGUUCUAUUAACCUCGAAUCUGAAUUAUCACCCCAAGGAACGUUGAAAGGCGAUUUUGAAGUCUAUCCAUCGUCACAGGCUGGUUUUAAACUCUCCAUAGACUCUUUUCACGACGGAGGAUCAAACUCCAGAAUUUCAUCAACCAUAAACCACACGGGAGCCUCUAAAGCAUCGAGAAACUGGAAGGACCUGGAACUUUCUACUCCUUUACAAGGAAAGAGCUACGGGUUGUGUGAUAAGGCAUCAGAAUCCUUCACUUUGAUUCCGGAGAGCAUAGGCAGCCACCGCGAUAUCCCAACUAAGUAUGCAUCACAGGGAGGAAAAACCCAAGGGUCGGCGCUGUCAACGGCAACUACAUUUAUACACCUUGCAGAGGAACCAAAUGUAUACCUCGGACCAGAGAACCAACUCUCUCCAGGCGCCAUUCAAAAGUCUGCCAUAGCCUUAUUUCAUAAAAAAAGGCAUGAGGAGGCUGAGAUCGAAUACCAGGAACUUGUGAGGCAACAAGGAACUCGAGGGUAUUAUUAUUGGGAAUCUAUCAUGAAUCCUGGUUACUCUUUAUAUCCUGGCGAUGGUGACGUACCGGGCGACGAGAAGCGGUUUAAACAAGCUCUACGAAAUGCAUAUAAGAUUCUAAGCCGUGAUCAUCACUGUACACUAGGUUCUAUCGAUCGGCCUGAUAGCCCGUUAUAUUGCCAGGCUGAAGCAGAAAAGACAGAGAAAUGCCUUAAGCAAGCUAUCCAAGCUUACAAGAAGGAUCAAAGUCAUGACCGGAUAGACACUCUAGCGUCUACAUUCUGUCUUGGCCAGUUCUUAUGUCUUCAGAAUGACAAGAAUAAGUUGAAGGACGCUGAGAAAUACCUUAAAGAAGCAGUUCGGGGUUACAAGGAGGUUAAAGGCCACGGCCAUCUAUAUACCCUGGAAUCAGCCUACCGUCUUGGCCAAUCCUUGUGUCUGCAGGAUGACCAGAAUAAAUGGAAAGAGGCAGAGAAAUACCUUAACGAAGCAAUCCAGGGAUAUAGGAAGUUCUUAGGAAAUAAGAAAUGGCAACGCCGUGGUCAGUACGGUGACUCUGCCUCUACCUACUGUCUUGGAAUCUCCAUGUACCUUCAGAACAAGUGGAUGGAAGCAGAGAUAAAGUGGGCAGACGCUGAGAUUCAGCUUCGAAAGUUGGUUAAUAGCCAUAAGAAGAUACGCAGUGAUAGCGAAGAUACUUUAAUGUAUACCCAUUGUCUUGGUCUCUGUUUGGAUAAUCAAGAGAAGUAUAAGGAGGCAGAGGCACAGUUUCAAGAAGCAGCAAAGGGUCGCGAGGACCUUUUGGGACGUGAUCAUGAAGAUACCAAAGAAUCUAUCAAGUGGAUCGAACGAGCAAAAUGGAAACGCCGUAACAAGUAG